AUGGGACAAAUUGAAAGUAAAAACCUCGAAUCCAUCAGUGAACAACAUGACCAAUUCGAGAAUCUUCAAAAACAUCGCAAACAUUCCAAGUUGUCAUCUUCAUCAUCUUCACAACAACAACAACAACCACUCUUAGGUUCAUCAUCAUCAUCAACCACUUCACCCUCUUCUCUUUUUCCUCCUCUAGCAACCACCACCACCACCACCACGACUCGUCCUCAUACAAAAAGUAAUCAUCAUCCUACCGAGAACGAUACCACUCGAGGUGGUGGUGGUCUCUUUUUGAGUCAUUCUGAAAGUUCUGAAGAAACGGCUGAACUUUUAUUACGAGGAGGAUCCUCUUCCCAUCAUCAACAACAAGCCAAUUCUACUCAAUUUCUCUCCUUGUUGGGACAUAAUAUUUUGAAUCAGGUGAAUCGAUGGGAAGAUUCUUCCGAUGAGGAGGAUGAAGCCUCCGAACCCAAAGUCCAAUCCUCUCCAUUAUAUUCAUCCUUGAAUCAAACAAAUGGAGGUGUUGAACCCAAAGUGAAAUUGGCGUUGUUUGGAACAGGAGGAAGUGGAAAAUCGUCACUCACCAAACUCUUAAAAUUGCAUUCUGUGAAUUAUGUCAUUUCGAACUAUGACAUUAGAAAUUGGAAAACUUUAUUGUUGAAGAACAUUGCUUCUUCGUAUUCGAUUUUAUUUGAAGUGAAACAAGCCUUGUUCCCUCACGUGAAAUUUAUUCAUCCAGAAAGUGAUAAAAUUGCAAAACGUGUGGAAAAGUGUGACGAAGAGAAAUCAUCCAUUCCUAUUGAACAAGAUGUUGAAAUGGUAAAAGCAGUUCUCAAAUUCUGGGAAACUGAACCACUUGCUCAGAUUUGUUUAUAUUUUACAAAUAUUGCAAACAAAUUCAUUCCAAAAUCAUCCAUGUCCAUUCCAGUACAUGUUGUACGCCACAUGAAUGUUGAAAGAUUGGCAAAUCUCUUGUCCUAUUAUGAAGAUAUUUUAGAUUAUGAUGCAAAUUCGGAUAAAUUGGCCAUUCGUGACACUGAACAUGUCUUUUCAGAACUCAUUCUCAGUUCUUACAUUAAAACAACAGGAAUAAUUGAGAUUUGGGUGAAGGCUGGAUCCGACACCAAUGAUUGCAUUGGAGUUUUCGAUACAGGUGGUCAAAGAAAUGAGAGAAAGAAGUGGAAACGACUGAUCAAUGGAUCUUCUCCACUUUCUGGAAUUCUCUACUUGGUACCUUUAUCAGAAUUUAAUCAAUUCUGUUAUGAAGAUGAUGUGACUAAUAGAACCACUGAGUCCUUGAAAUUAUUCUCAGAAUUUGCCAAUGACCCAAGUGUGAAAUCUUUACCCAUUCAUCUCAUUUUCACUAAACGAAAUAUCAUGGAUUUCAAAUUGAGAAUGUAUGACAUGAGAGAUGUUCCAUUCUCCAACAAGACUGAGUUCCCAGAAGAUUUGAAAUUACCAAUGAAACUCAAUCCAAACCAUUACGACCAUUUAGUGAAUUCUAUUUUGAAACUAGGACAAUCAGAUUUAGAAAAAUUAAGCAAACAAGAACAACAAUUACUAGAAUUAUUCAGUUCCAAUCCAUACUUCUCUCCUUCUGAACUUAUUGAAAUGUUAAAAACUGAAGAAAUUUCGAAUCAUUCACACGAUGAAGAACAUUCGAAAUUUGUUGAAAAGAACAUUGAAUUUAUAACUCAACAAUUUUUCAACGUUAUUCAAAAUCCUGAAAGAAAAGAACAAGUCAUGAGAGAUUUCAAAGUCAUUGACAUUUCACAAGUGGAUGAAACCAUGUCCACCAUGAGUCAAGUAUUCCACACUGUUCUUUCACAAUAA
Naegleria lovaniensis is the source of this 1824-nucleotide messenger RNA. RefSeq lists its product as uncharacterized. The record is from RefSeq and is a predicted model, not a curated record. Gene Ontology annotation, biological process: adenylate cyclase-modulating G protein-coupled receptor signaling pathway. Gene Ontology annotation, cellular component: heterotrimeric G-protein complex. The coding region runs from base 1 to 1824 and encodes 607 amino acids. NCBI's taxonomy places the organism in Eukaryota, Heterolobosea, Eutetramitea, Acrasida, Naegleriidae. The transcript has a single exon. Gene Ontology annotation, molecular function: GTPase activity; guanyl nucleotide binding; G protein-coupled receptor binding.